Messenger RNA from Sinocyclocheilus grahami, 1756 nucleotides. Its product is annotated as caspase-8-like. Gene Ontology annotation, molecular function: cysteine-type endopeptidase activity; protein binding. The transcript has 10 exons. Gene Ontology annotation, biological process: regulation of apoptotic process; proteolysis. Lineage: Eukaryota; Metazoa; Chordata; Actinopteri; Cypriniformes; Cyprinidae. The record is from RefSeq and is a predicted model, not a curated record. The coding region runs from base 142 to 1572 and encodes 476 amino acids.
AUUGAAAGGCUUGAGAGGCUGAAACUGAAAGUAAAGCAUUGGAAACGUAGUAGCUUUAGCAUGUCGCUCAGACUCUCUUGAUUUGGGUUCUACGACAGUUUGCCAUUUUAUUUCAGUUGGCUGUUGUAAAUAUAAAAGAAUAUGGAUCUUCAGAAGUUUCACAAGAUUGAUGAGAACCUGACAAGUAGUGAAGUGGCCCAGCUGAAGUUUCUCUGUAUGGACCUAAUUCCCAAGAAACGUUUGGAGACUGUGACUGAUGCCAAAGAACUGUUCCUACGACUGGACGAGCAAGCACUGCUUGAUGACGGGUUACUCGUCCCCGAGCUUCUGCUCACAAUUGGACGCCGUGACUUGCUUGGCAUCCUGAAAAUGUCCAAAGAUAAUGUGGAAAGAAAUCUGCUACUACGUGACACAUCUAGCAAAGGUGUCUCAGCCUACAGAAAAAUGCUAUUUAGUAUAUCUGAGGACAUGACAGAAGAAAACCUUCACUCAGUGAAGUUUCUUGUGGAACUUCCCAGGGCAAAACUAGGAACGUCUGCUACAUUUCUAGAUGUUAUGAUUGAGAUGGAAAAGCUACAGAAGCUUGGGGAAGACAACCUGGAUGAACUUUACUGUAUUCUAGACAAAUGUGACAAACAGCUGGCCUGCAGAAUAGAGGAGUACAGGGCCCGGGAACAAGGAGGCAGACUUCCUCUACGGGAAGUGUUUGGUAAUGUGCCAGUUUCCUUUCCUGAUGAAAGUAUGCCCAGAUAUCAAAUGGAGACAGAAAAUGGAUGGAGGAGAAGCUCGCUUGUUACCGAUUCAGACACUGAACCCAGAAUGGGGGAAUAUUAUAAUAUGACUCCGCGACCUCUUGGAUACUGUCUAAUCAUCAACAACUUCAACUUUAAAGAAAGGUCCUCAUUGUCCAAUCGGACAGGAACGGAUAAGGACAAAGAUGACCUUAGCAGAGUGUUUCGCAGAAUGCAUUUUGAGGUUGAGGUUCAGAAUGAUCUGACAGCUUCAUAUAUGAAGGAUGUGAUAAGGCACUUUGCAAACAGGGAUCAUACUCAUAUGGGAGCUUUUGUCUGCUGUGUCCUCUCGCAUGGAGAGAAGGGCACAGUGUUGGGGGUAGAUGGUAAAGAGGUUGAAAUCCGUGAACUCACAGUGCCUAUUGCUGAAUGCCGUACACUAGCAUCCAAGCCCAAGCUUUUCUUCAUUCAAGCCUGCCAAGGAAAUGAGGGUCAGGAUGGUGUAUGGACAAUGGAUGCACCGGGAAACGCUACAGAAGAAGACCCAUAUGAGGAAGAUGCUUAUAAUCCUGCAGCCCGCUCUAUUCCUAUAGAAUCUGAUAUGCUAAUUGGAAUGGCCACAGUAGAGCACUACCAGUCCUACCGCCACACUAAAAACGGGUCUAUCUAUAUCCAGGAGCUCUGUAAUCAGUUGGAGAAAUUCUGCCCCAGAAAAGAGGAUAUCUUAUCCAUCCUGACAAAAGUAAACCGUGAAGUGAGUUUAAAAAUGUUGAGGGGCCACAAGCAGAUGCCUGAACCUCGAUAUACCCUCACCAAGAAGCUGGUCCUGCCCAUGGACUGAAGCUUCUGCUUGACUUUUGUGUGACAGGAUUCAUGCUGGAGAAGUGAAAAGUCAAGCUUACUCAGACUCGAUUAAUCUUUCUCGGAGGAUCAAGGCACUUUGGUACUAGAUUCAAAUUGAUCUUGCUGUCUCUGUGAGUCUGAUCUUAAUUAUUAAAUAAGACUUUGAGUUAAAGUUUACUGCA